AUGAGUACUACGUCACCGAGUCAGGAAGAUGAUGUCAAGCCGGAAGACUCGGUCAGUCAGUGCAGCCAUACGACAAGCACCUCGUCCAGCAGGAGAGCCAGAAUGGAGGCCAUGGCGAGGAGUGCCGCACUUCAAGCCGAAGUUGAAGCUCUGAAAGAACAACAAGAGCUUGAGCUACAGGAAUUGAGGCUCCAACAAAGGAGAACUGAGCUGCAAAUGAAAACCAAGCUCAGCCGUGCCCAAGCGGAGGCAAAAGUUUAUGCCCAGUUCGAUGGUGAGAAGACAGGCAAAGUUACUCCAUCUCCGUCCACAGCAUCUUCCCAUGUUGAAGACUCCCCAUCGCAGCCCGAUCCAUCACCGCAUGAUGAUGACACGAGCGAUGACACAGUCCCAUACCCCAUUGAAGAUGAUCAAUCAUCGACGCCACAAGAAAUGCCACCCCCUGCUGAAGCCAUCAGCGAGAUGUUGCAACAAUCAAGACAACAGCAGCAGAGCCUCAUUGAGACAUUGCAGUUACCGAAAGCUGAGCUGAUGUGCUACGAAGGAGAUCCCCUAAAGUUCUGGGAAUUUUGGAGAGCUUUCGAGGUGAAUGUAGACAGCACAACGAUAAGUGCCGCUGCCAAGCUGACAAGACUCCUUCAUUACUGCAAAGGAGAAGCACGCAGAGUGAUUCAAGCAUGCUCUGUGAUGGAGUCGACACAAGGUUACGCACGAGCUAAAACCUUGUUGAAGGAGAGAUUCGGAAACAAAUACAAAGUUGCUGAUGCCUGGAUGAAGAAAGUCACCCGAGGCCAAAGAGUGUCACCCCAUGAUGGAAAAGCCAUCAGAGAGAUGGCAGACGAGCUGAAAGUCUGCUACGAAACCCUCCAGGCUAUGGGCUACGAAAACGAGAUGGCACACCAGAGUUUCCUGAGAGACAUUGUUGAGCGUUUGCCCAACUACUUGCGCUAUCGAUGGGUCCGAAAGGUCAGAGAUCUCGAAAGGAAAGAAGAUCGAAUGCCGAAGGUGAAGGAUCUUGUGGCCUACAUAGAUGACAUAGCAGAAGAAGAGAACAACCCUGUGUAUGGCGCAUCUACUUGGGAGAGAAGCCGUGAUGUUCCUCAGAAGAGACGCACUCAGCCACGACAGAAGGGGACCUUUGCAGUGGCAUCUGCGCCAGAAAGAGAAGUCACCAAAGAGUGUUCUCUAUGCAAGGGAGAACACACCCUUUUUGGUUGCCAGCAGUUCAAGGCAAAGUCGCCACAAGACAGGCUGAGUUAUGCCAAGAAAGAGAGAUUAUGCUUCAACUGUCUGCGCAGAGGCCACUUAACAUCAGCGUGCAGGCUCAACAGGACAUGUACUGUUUCUGGUUGUGGAAGGAAACACACAAAAUUCCUUCAUAUCCCGCAGACAGUGCAACAGCAUGAAGGACCACCGUCACAAGCCAACACUUCACUAGAUGCCCCGGUACAGAAUAGCUACGUUGAUUCAGCCACUGAAGCAAGUUUCAGUAACGUCACAGGGGCCGGCAGGACCGUGCUGCCAAUUGUCCCUGUUCGAGUGAAGGCUGUUGGAGGCAGUGUCUUCAUCCGCACCCAUGCAUUGUUGGACACUGGUUCGACAAAUACAUUUUGUACCGAACACUUGGCAAGACAGCUUGGAGUUGAAGGGGCCAAACAAAAGCUCAACCUGACAACACUUGACAAGAUGGGCAGCUCCAUAGACACCACAAGAGUGAACUUGAUUGUGGACUCGGGACCAGCCACGGACCAAAUAGAGUUGCCAAAUGUGUUCACUAAACACAAGAUCCACAUUCAGAGUACCCAUAUGGCCAAGAUGGAAGAGAUAGCUGGACUACCCUACCUGCAGGGUAUUGACCUACCGUUCGCAAGAGACAUCGGCCUGGAAGAACAUGUUCAUAAGUUUUGGAAGCUGGAAGCAACAGAUACGCUACAUGAUGACAGAGGCAUGUCAGUGAACGACCAAAGAGCUCUGGAGAUGUGGAAAGGUGGAAUAAGCAUUGAUGGAGGACAUUAUCAGUUGCCAGUGCCAUCCAAGCGUCAUCCUCCACGCCUACCAAAUAAUCGAUGGUUAGCAGAACAGAGGUUGCAGAGUCUUGCAAGAAAGCUCAGCAAAGAUGACAGUCUCCGUCGUAAGUACCAAGAAGGCAUCGAGGACUUACUCAAGAAGGGGUAUGCUGAGGAAGUAGAGAAACAAGAGUGUCAGUCUGAAGAUCGGGCUAUAUGGUAUCUUCCUCAUCAUCCGGUUUUCCACCCCAUGAAACCCGACAAACUACGCAUCGUGUUCGAUUGUGCAGCUAAGAGCGGAGGCGUGUCUCUCAAUGAUGAAGUUCUGCAAGGGCCAGAUCUGACAAAUAAACUUACCGGAGUCUUGCUGAGAUUCAGACGGGAACCAGUGGCCUUCAUGGCAGAUGUGGAGGCCAUGUUUCACCAAGUUCGAGUGCCAGCGGAAGAACGAGAUGUGUUGAGGUUCCUAUGGUGGCCAUCUGGUGACAUGACUCAACAACCAAAGGUGUAUAGGAUGUGUGUGCACCUGUUCGGUGGAACCUGGAGCCCCAGUUGCUGCAAUUUUGCACUGCGCCAAACAGCCGAUGAUAACCAAGACGAGUUCAGCGCUGAAGCUGUACAGAUUGUGAAGCACAAUUUCUACGUUGAUGACUGCCUGGUUUCUGUCGAGAGUGAAGAGAAAGCUGAGAAUCUAUCAAACGAGCUGAGAAAUCUGCUGCAGAAAGGCGGAUUCAAAUUGACCAAAUGGCACAGUAACAAACCAAGUGUUCUGAAGUCCAUCCCUACCGAGGAACGAUCCAAGCAGUUGAAGGGUCUUGACCUAAACCUUGAUGCUCUACCCGUUGACAGAGCCCUGGGUGUCAGCUGGGAUGUUGAAAGAGACUGUUUGGGAUACAGGUUGUCCCAUAAGGACAAGCCCCUGACGAGGCGUGGGCUAUUGAGCAUUGUGUCAUCCAUCUAUGACCCCCUGGGAUAUGCCAACCCAUUCAUCCUGAGAGCGAGACUACUACUCCAGGAGCUGACAAGAAUGAAGCUGGGAUGGGAUGAGCCAGUACCAGAAGAACAACGACAAAAAUGGCAAGGUUGGUCAGAAGAGCUAGCAGAGAUGAAGGAGUUUGAAGUUAACAGAUGUGUGAAGCCACACGACUUCGGCAGAGUAACAGAAUACCAGUUGCAUCAUUUUGCAGAUGCCUCGGAGAAGGCUUAUGGAGCAGUGUCCUACCUCGUCAUGAAGAACGCAAGCGGUGAGCUACACAGCAGUCUGGUGAUGGCCAAGUCUCAUCUAGCACCAUUAAAAACAAUGACGAUACCCCGUCUUGAGCUUGCAGCCGCAACUCUUGCUGCUAAGCUUGACGUUGCAGUAAAGAGAGAGUUAGAUGUACAGGAACCAAUCUACUCAACAUUCUGGACAGAUAGCACCAUCGUACUGCAGUACAUUAGGAGUACAGAUGGGAGGUUCCGCACGUUCGCAGCCAACAGGAUAGCUACCAUACAUAAUGCAUCAGAAGUAAAUCAGUGGCAUUAUGUAGACACAAAAUCAAACCCUGCUGAUGACAUAUCAAGAGGGAUGUCAGCUGAUGAGCUAAAGAAGAACACAAGGUGGACGCAAGGACCAGAGUUCCUCCUAAUGCCACGAGAAUGCUGGCCGAAGGAACCAGAGGUUAUGGAACCCCUAAGAGAGAGUGAUCCGGAGCUCAAGAAAAGCAAGGAGCAAGUGCGGGUAUUUGCUGUAGAGUCCGAAGAGAGCAAGCCGACGGACAAACUGCUCCAACACUACUCAUCGUGGCACAGGCUAAAGAAAGCUGUGGCAUGGAUUUUGCGGGUGAGAGAGUACUUGCACAACAGAAAAGGAUGUGUGCCAAGUGACGUAAAGAAGCCACUAACAGUAGAUGAUCUUGACAAGGCAGAACAAGCAAUCAUCAGACAUGUUCAGUGGCAAGCCUUCACAGAUGAAUACCAGACACUGAACACAACUGCCAAUCCCGUGAAGAAGUCCAGUCCUCUCUACAGAUUGGACCCAAAAAUCAACAGUGAGGGAGUGAUGUGCGUCGGAGGGAGACUAAAGAACGCCAAAUUGCAGACACAAGAGAAACAUCCAGUAAUCCUUCCAAAGAAAAAUCAUGUCGUCACACUACUAGUCAGAAAGUUCCAUGAUGCAUCAGGCCAUUCAGGAAGAGAACACGUCAUGUCCUUAUUGAGGCAGCGAUAUUGGGUGAUUGGAGGACGAACCACAGUGCGUCAAGUGUUGCGUGACUGCUUUGUGUGUAAGCGCCUGUCAGCAUCGCCCAACACCCAGAAGAUGGCAGAUUUACCUCAAGAUCGAGUGACACCCGAAAAACCCCCAUUUACCUAUGUUGGGGUGGACUGUUUCGGACCAUUUUUGGUCAAGCAAGGUCGGUGUCAACUGAAAAGAUACGGUUGUAUCUUCACCUGCUUAGCCAUCAGAGCAGUUCACAUCGAGGUUCUACACACUCUAGAGACGGAUUCUUUCCUCAAUGCGUUGCAGAGAUUCAUCUCAAGACGAGGCCAACCAGAAGUCAUUCGGUGUGACAAUGGCACAAAUUUCGUGGGUGCCGAGCGUGAGUUGAGGGAAGGGAUCAACCGCUGGAACAAGCAGCAGAUUGAAGAGUAUCUUCUCCAGAAGGAGAUCAGAUGGAAGUUCAACCCGCCAACGGCCUCUCAUAUGGGAGGAUCAUGGGAACGACAAAUACGAACGACAAGAAAGAUUCUGAACACACUGUUGAAGCAACAAGUGCUACAUGACAAAAGUCUUUCCACCAUGAUGUGCUUGGUCGAAUCCAUAAUCAAUGGUCGCCCGCUGACUGUGGUUUCUGAUGAUGUGAGGGACCCUGAAUGCCUGACACCCAACCAUCUCCUGCUGUUGCGCCCAUGCAAUGCCUUUCCAGUGGACGUGUUCGAGAAACGUGACCUGUACAGCCGUAAAAGGUGGCGACAAAUCCAGUAUCUAGCAGACAUCUUCUGGCACAGGUGGGUGCGAGAAUACUUACCUACCUUGCAGCAGAGACAACGAUGGAACAAGCCGAUGAGAAACAUCAUGGCUGGAGAUAUCGUGGUCAUCGCUGAUGAUCUACCUAGAAACCAGUGGUCCAUGGGCAGAGUGGAGGAGAUCUACCCUGGAGGAGACGGUCUGGUUCGGACGGCAAAGGUCAAGACCAAGUCAACCACUCUGGUGAGGCCAAUUCACAAGCUGUGCCUAUUGGAGUCGGUUGCGACGGUGGAGUUCUAUUACAUCAACAUUCGCGUGAUUACUCGAGAAUUCGACCCUCUGGGGUGGAACGAACUCAACCCAGACAGGCCCCGUAGUCAUGUCAGUGACCUCGAACAGGACACGCUCUACCAAGUAGCCGUGUAUGCCAAAAACAGGCAUGGCUUGGGCCCUUACGCAACAGUAGAAACACGCACAAAACGCACUGCACCGUCGCUGAUGGGUAUCAGUGUGUCAUACAGCGUGGUACUAACGACGUUCUUUGUCGCCAGAAUGCCAAAGGGCAACAAUGCCGGAACCUGCUUGCAGUUGAUGGGUUAUGACGAUCAACACAACGAGUGGGAGAGUCUAAGGCCAGCCCUGGACUGCAUUCAGCAUGACGGCGAGAUUCCGUACUCUGGGGUGCAUGCCAGUCAUGUUCAUUGCCGGUACUGCAGGGACUGGGUGUGCGGCAAAGAGUCCCAUGUAGCCCUGGGUAUAGUGUAUUCGUCGACUUCUCCGCCCCUCCAUCAGCUUGACCCACCUGGCAGAACGUCAGAAACGGCGACGCCACUGGGAUGAUAAUCUUGGGCGUGUGUGGCGGUUGCUUGCCCGUGGUUGUACUCAUUGCUUGCUGGUCCUGGCGCAAGUGGUGCUUUAAAACCACCUCAUCAGGUAGGGCAGGUGCCCCAAAAGGGCUGUUGUAUCUACGUAUCUUUCUACCAGAUGUAUAUUUUACCCCUAGAGCCUCUGCCAGUCGGUGCUUUAUUAACCGAUUCAGACUGGCCAUGUGACCAGCUGUUGUCCAAAAGAAAGGAAAGUCUGUGCAGCCUAACGUAUUAAUUACAUAAAUGCUACAUAAGUGUACUCGAAGCACAUUGAAAUGUUCCCAUGGAAUAUGGCAACAGUGACCAUCUACCUGCAAUUUCAUUUACGUGACUUACGUAGUUUUAAUCAUAUAAGAGGAUACAACGACAUGGAAAGGGGUGUAGAUUUUAUCACGAUGGGACAGACGAUAUUCAAUUGUCUCUGGCUAUCCAAAAUGACAGAAAAAACGCCCCUCACAUUUAUGUGGUGAUUUUUCCCCUCUCAUUUCAUAUAAGAGCGUGCUGAAAACACUACCCAGCCAAAUAAGUAAGUACCAAAUAACUGACGGUUAAAUUUCCAUGCACAUUUGAAAAAAAUAACCGAUAUCUCAUCUUACGUAUUUCUAGUAAUGAAAACAAGAAUUCCUCAAAAGUACCACAGGUAUUGUAAGCUCGAAAGCCUGAAAAAAACCUGUAGAGGGGAAGCAAUGAAAAGAAGUUACAAAAUAAUAUUCUGAGGGAAAUCCCAAGAAAUCAGGUAGGGACUGAAAACCCAAUUUACGUGUGGACAUGAAGACGUAUGAAAGUAACUGCGCGCUGAAAACUUCGAACGAUGGCGGCCUAGACAUUUAUUCGUUCUAAGCAACAGUGUACAAUGAAGUGCGAUGAGAUGAUAGUCUCACCAACAGAAAAUUGAUAUCACUCAUCGCUUUUUAGCAUGUAACAUUCAAGACGCCAUACAGGCCUGUGCUCCUUAUUUACCUGUUGCAAGUUCAAAUACUGCCAGUAGUCAACGUACAGUCUGGGUUACUACAAUACGGGUGAUUCACAAUGCAGUGCACUACCAAGAGGUAGUUAUAUGGAGAGGCCCUUUAGCAGUGCAUUAUGGGAUAAAUUGUCGACUAAGUCUCAUUUGCUAACUACGCUGUGAUAAAACUUCAGUAAACGUGGUCGCAACAUAGAUACUUGGAAAAUCACCACCAAUGAUCCUUUGUGCUUUUUCAUCAGUAAAAGGGAAUUGAACCAAAUGAUACAAAAAAA
Molecule: messenger RNA, 7058 nt
Organism: Acanthaster planci (crown-of-thorns starfish)
Lineage: Eukaryota; Metazoa; Echinodermata; Asteroidea; Valvatida; Acanthasteridae
Biological process (GO): DNA integration
Molecular function (GO): nucleic acid binding
Source: RefSeq, a predicted model, not a curated record